GGCGCCAUCCCGCCCCUUUAGUGUUCAAGCUCCCGGCGCGCGAGGUUCCCUUUUUUUUCCUCUCACGAGUGGAGCUUUCUCUACGUUCCCCGAAGACAUGUUUCCAUCCGUCUCCUCUCCGCGGACCCCGGGGCCGGGGACCCGAAGGGGUCCGCUAGUCGGAAUCGGGCCGGCGUCCACGCCUAGGGCGAGCAGAAGGGGUCUGUCUCUCGGGUCUGCAGUUAGCUCGCCCGUGCUGUUCUCUCCGGUGGGCCGGCGCAGCUCGGUGAGCUCCAGAGGAACACCCACACGGAUAUUUCCUCACCAUUCCAUAUCAGAGUCUGUGAACUACGAUGUGAGAAUGUUUGGAUCGUCUCUCCCUGUUAAAAUCAUGGAAGCUCUGACGCUGGCUGAGGCUGACGACCAGCUAUCUGUCCACAUAGAUGAAGGUGGGUGGGCUUGCCUGGUGUGCAAAGAGAAACUCCUCGUUUGGAAGAUUACUGUGUCACCUGUCACUAAGUUAUCUGUUUGCAAAGAACUCCAGCUGCCCCCUAGUGAUUUCCACUGGAGCGCUGACCUGGUGGCACUCUCUUAUGCUGCAACCUCAGGUGAAGUACAUUCCGUUCAGGCUGUUGCUGUCAUGGUUGCUACCAAAGAGGGGUCCAUCCGCUACUGGCCCAGCCUCGCCAGGGAAGACACCUACUCAGAGACCUGUGUGGAUCUGGGAGGCGAGAAGAUGUGUAGGUUCCUGACAGCAGUGCAGGGAGGAAGUUUCAUCCUGUCCUCUGUGGGGAGCCAGCUAAUUCGAUUGAUUCCUGAAAGCUCAGGGAAGAUUCACCAGCACGUCCUGCCCCAGGGCCAAGGCAUGCUUUCAGGGAUUGGCCGAAAGGUUUCUUCCCUUUUUGGGAUUCUGUCCCCUACUAGUGACCUCAUGCUGGCCAGUGUUCUGUGGGACAGAGGAAGAUCGAGUUUCUACACCCUGACAAGUUCAAACAUCUGUAAAUGGGAACUGGAUGAUUCUUCAGAAAAACAGGCUCACAGUUGGGAUAUGCACAGAGCCCUGAAGGAAAGCAUUACUGAUGCUAUUUGGGGAUCUGAAAGUAACUACGAAGCUAUUAAAGAAGGGGUCAACAUUCAGUAUUUGGACUUGAAGCAAAACUGUGAUGGGCUCCUGGUUUUGGCAGCAGCGUGGCACCUGGGAGACAGUCCCUGCCUCAUCUAUUACUCGCUGAUAACUGUGGAAGACAAUGGUAACCAAAUGUCAGAUACCGUCACCGUGGAAGUUACUCAGUACAACCCACCUUUCCAGUCUGAAGACCUGAUUACAUGUCGAUUGAUGGUGCCAAACUUUUCAAGCCAGAUGACCUAUCUCUAUAUGGAGAAUGCCAUUUUCGUGUGCUCCACGGGAACUGGGAAGUUUUCUCUUCCUCAGGAGAAGAUUGUCUUUGAUACACAAGGAGAUGGCAUUUUGGGCGCGGGCUCCUGUGGCGGUGUUCCGAUCCUUUUCUCUAGGAACAGUGGUCUGGUGUCUGUCACUCCAAGGGAAAGUGUGUCCCUAUUAGCAGAGGACCUGGAAGAGUCUUUGGCCUCUUCAGUUGGUGGACGGGGCAGUGAGAGUAUGGUUUUUGAGACCACAACAAAAAAUGAAACUGUAGCCCAUGAAGAUAAGACAAAACUACUUAAAGCUGCAUUCCUACAGUACUGCAGGAAAGAUUUGGGCCGUGCUCAGAUGAUGGCUGAUGAGCUGUUUUCCUCUCACUCGGACUUGGAUUCGGACGCGGAGUUAGACAAGGCUGUGACUCAGAUCAGCAUGGACCUGGUGGACGACUACCCGGCCUCCGACCCACGGUGGGCAGAGUCAGUCCCCCAGGGUAAGCCGACUGAUUCAGUCGGCUUGUUUAGACGUCUGAGCUCUUAUCCAAUCAGAGGGACGCCCAUGGCUACCCGACUGCUGCUCUGUGAACAUGCAGAAAAGCUGUCAGCUGCCAUCACACUCAAAAACCACCACUCUCGGCUGCCUGACCUGGUGAAUGCAGCUAUCCUGCUCGCCCUGAACAAGAGGGAGUGUGAGGUCCCAUCCAGCCUGACUCCUGCCGAUGUCUUCUUUCGAGAGGUGUCCCAGGUGGACACUAUCUGCGAGUGCCUGCUGGAGCAUGAGGAACAAGUCCUGCGUGAUGUUGCGUUGGACUCUCAGGAGUGGGCAGAGGUGGCGAUCCAUGUCAAUACAGUCCUCAAGGACAUGCUGCAGGCUGCCACUCAUUAUCGCCUGAACAGAAGCUCCAUGUACAGUCGGGAAGAACCACUAGGGCAGGAACCAGAGUAUGUGCCGUGGACAGCUACAAGUGGUCCGUCCGGUAUCCGCACAGCAAUCAUGCGCCAACAUGGGAUCAUCCUGCAGAUGGUGUACCCUCAAGCUGAUAGCAACCUCCGGAGCAUUGUAAUGGAGCAGCUGGUGGCACUGAUUGACUGCUUUCUGGACAGUUACGUUUCCCAGCUGAAGUCUUUAGAGAAAUCCAGUGACCAAGAAAGAUACAGCAAUCUGGAAGUGGAAUACCUGCAGAAGAGAUCGGACCUCCUCUCUCCGCUUCUCACACUAGGCCAGUAUCCAUGGGCAGCUUCUCUGGCAGAGAAAUACUAUCAUAAUUUUUCAGACUUUCUCUUUCGUUGGUACCUGGAAAAAGGAAAGCGGGGCAAACUAUUAUCUCAGCCCAUUUCUCAACAUGGACAGUUGGCAAAUUUUUUGCAAGCCCAUGAGCAUCUCAGCUGGUUACAUGAAAUUAAUAGUCAAGAAUUAGAAAAGGCUCAUAUGACACUGCUCGGUUUGGCAAACUCAGAAACUCGUUACUUUGCAAAGAAAAAAACCCUUCUUGGCCUGAGUAAACUGGCUGCAUUAGCUUCAGACCUUUCAGAGGACACGCUGCAAGAGAAAAUUGAAGCAAUGGCUGAGCAAGAGCGCUUCCUACUACACCAGGAGACCCUGCCAGAGCAGCUUCUGACCGAGAGACAGCUGAGUCUUAGUGCGAUGCCUGUGUUGACUGCACCCCAGCUCAUCAGUCUGUACAUCUGUGAGGAGAACAGAAGAGCCAAUGAGUACGAUUUUAAGAAAGCCUUGGACUUGUUGGAAUAUAUUGAUGAGGAGGAAGACGUGAGCAUCGAUGAGCUGAAGCUGGAGAUCCUGUGCAGAGCACUGCAGAGAGAUGACUGGUCCGGUUCAGACGGUAAAGAUGAUCCAAUCGAAGUAUCUAAAGACAGUGUAUUUGUGAAGAUCUUGCAGAAACUUAUAAAAGACGGCAUCCAGCUCAGCGAAUACUUGCCAGAGGUGAAGGACAUACUUGAAGCAGCGCAGCUGGGAAGCCUGAAGUCCAACCCUUACUUUGAGUUUGUUCUAAAAGCAAAUUAUGAGUAUUAUGUCCAAGGACAGAUGUGACCUUUGUAGAAAUGGUUGUUCUAAAAUUUGUAUAAAUAUUUGCUUAUAAAAAAAUUUGAGGCUGAAAAAACUAGGUUUUAAUCAA
Molecule: messenger RNA, 3491 nt
Organism: Peromyscus maniculatus bairdii (prairie deer mouse)
Lineage: Eukaryota; Metazoa; Chordata; Mammalia; Rodentia; Cricetidae
Source: RefSeq, a predicted model, not a curated record